UCUGAGUUUCAGUUUCAGUUCUAUUCCGGAGUUGAAGAGAGGUGUACCACGAUCGAGGAGAGACCUUACUUUUACACGUGUCUUCGUUUCAAAAAUAUUGUUGAUUCCAAAUUUUCUGUUUUGCAAAAAUAGUGAAUAAAUCGUACAACUGAAGUAUCAAGUUUAUCAAAUUUCUUAAAUAACUGACAUAAUAGUGGACUAAUUAAGAUGAAAACCUAAUGAGAUCUACCUCAAAUUAGAGAGAAAGUGAAUUGAAAUAUUGGAAAUUUAGGGGAAAACUUUAAUUGAAUAAAAAUGAAGUUGAAAUCUAGUGUUGUUUUACUCUUAGCUGGAAUUGUGCAAUGUGUAUCAGGACUGAGCAUCAUGGGAAUGAACAAGAGACGGUACGAGUGUCCAGACAGAUUCAUUCGUCUGGGCAACAGCUGUUACUAUCUGAGCGCCCAGAUGGACACAUGGCAGAAUGCGCACUUCACCUGCGCAGAUAUGAGAAGUCACCUCGCCAUUCUGGACAGAAAGUGGGAGGAUCGCAACAUGAGGUCCCUGCUCAAGAAACCUGAAGCUGCCCUUCUGGAGCGUUGGAUCGGCGGCAUCUGGGACUGGCAGCAGCACAGCUGGAUGUGGGGGGAGACAGGCACCCCGCUCCGCUACCAGGGCUUCCCGCGCAAAGGGCGUCGCGACGGCGGCGACCACACCUGGCAUUGCAUCGCCAUGGACCCCACCAUCGCCUACCGAUGGAAGUCGGCCAGCUGUCUCCAACGCAAGCACUACGUCUGCGAGACCCCGCUCAAGGUCACCGGCGCCAAGGGCUCGUCGCUCUACCCCAAGAACCCCAAGCGACGCCGCAAGGGCAAGGGCAAAAAGGGCCAGAAGAAGGCCGAGAAAGAGGUCAACAAUGAAACUAUCGAGACAACCUAGAAACUUAUGACCCGUAGACUUCUAGGUGAAUGAUAUUCCACACCAGAUAUCUUUGAACUGUUUUUACCACCGCAAACUUCUGUGUGUAAAUGAUUUUACACUUGUUUCAUUCAAGUGAAAAUUUUAGAAAAUGCAGUGGCAUACUUAUUUAUGAAUGAUUAUCCAGUUAUAAGAAACUAUAACCAGUUAUAAAGAAACGAACUCAACAAUCAAACUUUGGAGACAAUGUAGAUCACUACAAACAUCGUUGAACUGUUUCUACCACCGCAGGCUUCUGUGUAUGAAUGAGUUUCCAGUCAGAAGAAAAAUGUUGAAAAUGUAGUGGCAUACAUCUGUAUGGAUGAUUUUCCAGUUUCAAUAAGAUCUUUCACUUUGGGAAAAAAUGAGGAAUCACAGUGUAUAACAAUAAUUUUAUAUGAAAAUUAACAAAUCAAAGUAGCUUUUUUUCAACUUUAUUUUAUUUCUCAUGAGAUGUUUCGACUCAUCUCAUUUUCAAGUGACUCACUCACUUUAAAAUUAUAUUAUAAGUUGAAAUAAGUCGUGAGAAAUUGAAUAAAGUUGAGAAAAGAUUACAAUGAUUUUCUAAUUUUCAAAUGAAUACGAGUUAUCCUUACCAAGAAAGUGAAUAAAGAAUUAAUUUUUUGUUAACACUACCCAUGUAUCAUUUAGGAUAUUUGAAAUGAGUGUUAAAGUGUUAAGAUGAGAGAAUGAGUUGAAACUCCUUCAUUGAGCCAUGUAAUUCUUCAGGUACUUAUUUUAAUAAUUUAUUUUUAUCAUCUCAUCAGAGCCUUAACAUUAAACUGCAGUUUGUUUUUGAUGAAAAUGGACGAACAAUAAUAUAUAAAUACCAUUUCAUUUCAUUGAAAGUUAGAAUUCAUUUAAUAUCAUGAAGAAGAUGUUUAUCCACGGUAAAUUAGAUUCAUUAGUAAAUCAACAUGAAUGAUGUAGUCAGCAAUAAUUAAGUUCAGAAUAAGUUAGCAUCUUCAAUAAACUCUCAAGCAGAGAGAUUAUGUUAAGAAUCUAACUUAUCUUAUCAUUUAGUUGCUUAGUUUUUUAUGAUGGCAUUUCCAUUCUCAGUCAAUGCAUCUUAAUUAAUUAUAAAGAAAUUAGCAGUAAUAAUAGAAGUAUCAAUUUAUGAGUGUCUAGAAAUCAAUCAAUCAUUCAAAGUAGUCUAUAUCAUCCAUACAUUGAAUAGAAUAAUGAUAGCUCUAAAUUAAUUAAUUUAUAUGCUCUCUAAGUUCUAGUAGACUAUAGUAGUAAGACCAAUAUUCUGUACCAUUAUAAUGUAUGGCAGCAAAUGUAUGGAACCUUCCCCAACAAAAGAAAGCUGUACAAAUACUCGUAUGUAUACCAUUUUUUGCAAAAAAUGCAAAUUAAUUAAAUAAAUGUGUUUUUGAUUUAAAAUAUUAACCCUUGUAGGCUGUUAAAUAUCGUGUUAGGAAAAUAGUGAGUAAAAAAUAUUAAUAUUUUCAAUCUCUGUGAAAGAUAUUCAAAUUUUUAGUCACAAUGAUGCAAUGAAAAUGUGAAUAGUUAGAUUUCCAAGCAUUACUGAAAGAUAGAAUCAAAAAUUUUAUUAAAUGAUUAUUUCAACAUAUAUCUGUAUUGAUAAAUAGUGUAUCUAUUAUCUAAAUGUAGUAGUUUUCUAAGUUCUUUCACAAAAACACACACAAUAUUUCAAAGUCUUGUUAUGUUAUUUUAUGUUUGUAAAUAUGUACAGAUGUAAGGCAAGUUGAGCCUACUCAAAUCAUUAAUGAAAUGUAAUUCAUUCAUCAACAUUAAAACUUUAUUGA
Nilaparvata lugens (brown planthopper) is the source of this 2705-nucleotide messenger RNA. Its product is annotated as galactose-specific lectin nattectin-like. The record is from RefSeq and is a predicted model, not a curated record. The transcript has 3 exons. The coding region runs from base 295 to 915 and encodes 206 amino acids. Lineage: Eukaryota; Metazoa; Arthropoda; Insecta; Hemiptera; Delphacidae.